UCUUUUGCUUCUUUGGCUGUGGUGGCAGCGGCUGAUAGCUGCUUCUUGCUAUUUUGCUGUAGUGCGAAUGAAGUUUUGUUUAGUAUUUGUCGUGAGUUCAUGUUGUUCAUACGUUGUUCGGCCGGUUCAUAUACUUCAUACCGCACUGACUACCAUCUAACACGGGGUAGUAAAAACACCGUUUUUAUCGUUUAGUCGUCGCUGUCGCAACUUCUUGUUUUGCAAAUAAUCGUCAGUUUUUUUUUUUUGAGUUAGAAAAAAAAAUUCUUAAAUUUUAUUGACGCCUAUAAUAGAGCGCGCUACGCCGCCGUCUUUGUUGGUAAACUCCCUACAUGCGGGUUGUAUGGUUUUUUUUUUGUAGCUUAACACUUUUUUUCAUAAGAAAAAGUUUUGGCUAUGCUAUGUGUUUGAAAAGUGUCUAAGUGUUUGUGAGCGUGUGUGUGUGCAAUAAAGAAAAACUAUAACACAAAUCCUUUAAAACUUCUUUAAAAUAAAAUCCUCAAGUGUUAAGCGCAGCAAAAGAAAGCCCCAUUAAGUGUGGGCCCCCUAAAAGUCAUUAACAGACGAGAUCAAAACAAGCACAAAGAAGGAAAAAAAUCCAAAAUAAUUUUCCUCCAAAAGUAAAAAAAAAAAACAAAUACAAAACGGAAAACACGAAUUAAAAACCCAAACAAGCAUUUAAAACAAAUCGAAUAAACCAAAAAAGCAUUUGUCGGGGCUUAAUGAAUGGCAAAAUAAAAAAGCAAUGAAAAUUUCCGUUAAUAAUCUUUAAAGGAACGGUGGUGAAAAAAAAUCAUAAUUAAGCGCUUGUCUUCUUCUUCUUCUUCAUUUUGUAUAACAUCAAAGUACCAACAUCAAUAAAACUGCUUUGUACCUAAGAGCUUGUACUCCUUUUUGCUAAAGAAAAUUGCAAAAAAAAGUCAAGAAAAUAUCAAAGAAAACUAAUCGAUAGUGCUGCUUUAAUAUCGUGCUAAAAGGAAAAAAGUGAUUUACAAAGAUUUGUGUGUUAAGUGUAAGAAAAUCUGCCUGCGUUUGAAGUUAAAAGAAAAAAAGGGGAAAACGUUUGUGGAGUUGUUAAAAAGGGAAUCAAAUCCUUUGCUGUUGCAUUUUUGAUUUUAAUCAUUGGAUUAUUCAAGCAAGCUGGAGCUGUUUUUCUUCAGGUUAAGCUGACUUAGAAACUCAUGAAUUUGGAAUAUUUGGUUUAAAACAUUAGCUUAAGAUUUUAAAAUUGGCGACCUACCCCACUGCCGCCAGCCACUCAACGAGAGACAGACAAGCGAAACUGCCAAACAGCAGAACGACGACAUCUGUUGGAUUUCUGGGAAGCCUUUUAGCAACACCACCCCUACCGCCAAGCAGUGGCAUUUAGGAGCGCUUUAAUGCUUGUCAUCGACACCACAACGACAAAGACUGUCAACCACUUCUCAUCGAUAUAAAUCAUUUGAAAAGUCGGCCUCUUUUUUUGCUAAUGCCUCUAAACACGCCAUAGAAACGCUUUUUGCCUUCUUGUGGAGCCGUUUUUGAUAAAUUAUUAAAAAUUAAACUAUUCAACAAAACGAAAACGAAACGAAGAACCACAGCAACAACAGCCUAGAAAUCAAAGAAGAUUAAUGGGACUGGGCCGUUUGCCGAGGGGGGAGGAGACCCAUAAGACAAACUUCUGCAUCAGUUUUCGCUAUGGAAUUCUCAUGAAAACCCUGCUAUACACUACCCUAGCCUACCUAAACAGCAACCAAGAGCAAUAAUUUUCAAGUUUGUGAACAACUGAAGAACCAAGUGCCUGGAAAUUUUAUUCACUUACAAAAAAAAAACACAAAACCAAACAAAUAAAUAAUCAUAAUUCUUAACGACUAACAACAAAGGAAAAAACUUUUUUUUUUUUGGGGAAAAGUUAUAACCAUUUGGUGACUAGAGAAAGGAAAAAAAUUUCAAUCCCUAACCCACAUUAAAUUCACUUGCUUGGCUUGCCAAGUAGAACGAACAUCUCCUAAAGCAAGUCCCACACAAACGAAACGAAACGCAGCGCAACGUAACGCAACGAAACCCAAAUUCAAUUUUCUCUCAAGGGGAGCUGUCACAAAAAUGUGGCUUUUUUGGUACCAACAUCACCAAGAGCACCAGCAGCAGCAGCAGCAGCAGAAGUAUCACCACGACGACCAUAAAAGUUUAAAGCCCAACCUUAACAGAAAAAAUACUUUUGCCAUUCAACCUCAACACAAAGAAGCUUGUGGCAGAAUUUGUCAACUUUAGAAAAAAAAAAGAAGGGCCAGUGAACGAGAAAAAAAGAAAGAUCCCACUACGAAGCCAAUUGCCCAGAAGCUCAUUUGUAUGUGGCCCAAUUGCCGGUUGUAGUCCGUUAAGUUUUACGAGUUUAACGCCACCCUUAGGGGAACUUUAGCCGAAAAGUUCCGGUGUCAACAGCAACAGCCCAAAGUUAAAUAUCUCGCCAGUCCUCCCACCCCCUCUCCCUGCACUAAACUCUAUAGAAAUUGUGACAAUAAUAAUAGAUAGGAGGCCAUUGAGCCAGCGGCCAGUCGGGCAACCUGUUCCCUAUAUCAUUGGCUUUUGUGUCAACAGCAGCAGCAGCAGCAGCCGCAGCAUCGCAGUGAAUUUGGAGCCAAAUAGCCGCAGUUCCAUUUUGUACACAGAGUGCUUCAAUUAUGUUGGCCGGCAUAAGGAAACGCUUAGCACGCAAACAACUUGGCAUCAAAGAAUGCGAAGACGAUGACAAAGAUGAUUUGCAUGCGAAUGCAUUCACACCACCCACCAACUACAUUAAAAUAUCUCAAGGAAAGAUACAAUUAGUCCAUCAGCCGCCACCACCGCCUCUGCCCAUCUUUUCAACGCUGCAGACGGCAACAUCACCGCCGCCACCCACAUCGCCAGGAACGCCGGGACAUGGAACAGCAACACUGUGUUCCACGGCCACCACAGCGACCUUAAAUGGCUAUCACUCAACUUGCAAUGGCAGUGAAUCUCCCAGGGAUAAGAACUUCCAGGAUCAUCUGCAGCAUCGGAUUGCAGAGCUUGAGGCGGGAUUUUUGAGAUUGCAGGAAAAAAUUAAUAAUAGCCAAUGCGGGUCGCCAACGUUCGAAAAGGAACUGCGUCAGCAGCUGGAAAACAUGAGUCGUGUCAUGAAAUCCAAAGAACGUAGACAACUGCAGACAUGUAGAGAUCAUAAAGCUUUACAGACUCGUUUUGCUCGUCAGGAAAAUCUUUUGCAUUCUCUGCAGCAGGAAAACAAGGCAUUACUAACUCGAAUACGACAAUAUGAACAUUGUCUGGACGAUGUUAUGCGCAAAGUGGUCGAUGCCAUUGUGGCCGAAGAUAAUUUACGCGAAGAAGUUGUACUGCUUAAGGGUCGUGUACGCGAUUUGGAAGCCCAAAAUGCUGCCCUCUCUGCCAGCCCAGCCAAGGGACGUGAUGAGGGCUACUGCACCAUGAGCAGUGGUCAGCCGCAACCAUCCAAUGGCCAUUUGGAGGAUUUACCCGAAGAGCCGGAACAAUGGUUACUGCCCGCCGAACCAUGUUCAACGGAAAUGGAGGAUUGGAGCAUGUCGCAAGAGGAAUUGGCUGUGAUAACACUGGAUGAGAGUCGAGAACAACAACAGCGAAGGCAACAGCUGAAGCUGGGCAGUGGUAGUAGUGUGAAUGGUGACCACGAUUGGAUAUGGAAUUCCAAUGAUUUGUUGAAUUCCACCAUGGUGGAAACAGACUCGGUAACAGAUAAUAUAUCGCAGUUGCUGCAGCAAAAGAUCAUAUACUCCGAGGAUGAGGAGGUCACUUGUACCGAAUUCACCAAUGAUUUCUAUAAAUUGGUUAAUAUACGCUCCAACUCGGCUCGCAGUCUCUAUUCCUAUAUCGAUGAUGACACAGAUGAUGAAGACGACGAUGACGAUGAUGAUGACGAGGAAGACGAUGAAGAGGAGGAGGAUGAUUCCGAAAAUGGCAUGGCCGAUGAUGGCAAUGCCAGCUUAUCGCCUAGCCACAAACGCUUACGCUCAAAAGUUCUAAAAUCCCGCCAACAAACCCAGCCCAGUCCAACACCCAGCGAAGCUGGCAGGGCCCAGGUGACUAGUUGUUCCUCCAGCGAAACUGAUGACUUCUCCCACUGUACUACCACCACUAAUUCCAUCCAUACUGAAAUCCCUUUGCAAACAUUGGAAGAGAAUGAUACAUCCUCGUGCUGUGAUGUGGUCCUAAUAAAUGAUGAACUCAACUCCUCGCAUGAUCAUCAUUUGCAGCAGCAGCAACAGGAGCUGCAACAACAGCAUCACAGUGAUAUUGAAAUCGAAGAUGUCAUACCCAUGAUGGACACGAAUAUGCCUCCACCCUCCCCUCUGAAGAAUCACACCAAUCAUCAGCGACACUUGAGUGAGCACAUGACAGAGAAGGAAUGCAUAGAGCAAAUUAUCAAGACCGAACUGAGUCGCACUCCCAAGCGACACAAACUUAUGAAAUCUCAAUCCACCAUUGAAGAAAGGGAGACAUGUCAAAUUUUAAGAAAUCAACAACAUUCGCCUCAACACCAACCACUGGGCUGCUCUGAGCCCAAAGUGAUACGCAGCGGCAGUGUCAAUGGAAAUCUGGUGGCCAAAACUAGCAAAUAUCAGGAACGUUUACAGAAUGCCAAUAACUCGUGGAGACGUAGCAAUGGCUGGAAAAGGGUAUUAUCUCCGGCUCGUUCACCCACAAUACUUUCACCCAAAAAGCAGGACACUAAAUCCAACGAUGCUAAAAGUCCUCCCAAAGUGAUUCCUACACGUAUACCCUCAUGUAUAUCACCCUCAUCGCUGCAUCACUCCUCCAACAAUCAGACGAAUGCAAAAGUCCAAACGGCAACAUCGACAAGCAAUAACCAUAUAUCGCCUCAACUAUCGCCGGCUGCUCGUAAAUCGAAAAUCCCUCCUCCUGUACCCGUAAGACGUUCCUAUGCAAGUUAAACUCCAAUCCCUAGGCAGGCAUACAUACAUCUAUACUUUAUUGCAACAAACUGAUUAAGGGGUCAUCGUCCGGCGUCCUCCUAUCAAACCGUUCAAAUGUUCUUUUUUUGUAUGUUUUGUAUAUAAUCACGAUAAAAAAACGAUGCGAUGCGAUGUAGAUUUAAGACUAGAGUAGUUCAACUAAGUUCGAUAUAUACAUGCAGACAUACGUUUAAAAACUAUUUAUAGAUUUAUUAAAAAAAGACUAAUAUGUGAUAUACAUUUGAAAAAUA
Stomoxys calcitrans (stable fly) is the source of this 5215-nucleotide messenger RNA. RefSeq names its product probable WRKY transcription factor protein 1. Lineage: Eukaryota; Metazoa; Arthropoda; Insecta; Diptera; Muscidae. Bases 2661 to 4943 code for a protein of 760 amino acids. The record is from RefSeq and is a predicted model, not a curated record. The transcript has 11 exons.